AUGGUACGCCAGCUCUUACAUGGCACUUUGUAUACGACCAAGGCAUUUAUACUGCUGGACAGCGACGGCAAGCGACUUGCUGCUCGGUACUUCACCACCGAGUGGCCGGGGCUGGAGAAGCAGCUCAGUUUCGAGAAGUCGCUCUUCACCAAGGCCCAGGCUCAUCCUGCCGCGGAGAUCAUCUUGCUGGACAACAUCAUCGGGGUGUUCCGAACCGUGGCCGAUGUCCACUUCUUCGUGAUCGGAAGUCUCGAGGAGAACGAGCUCGUAUUGUGGUCUGUGCUCACGACCUACAUCGAAACCAUUUCCCUCAUACUCAAGAACCAAGUGGACAAGAGGACCCUCUCGGAAAACUUCGACUUCCUCCUGCUCGCCAUGGACGAGCUGGUCGACGAUGGAGUCGUGAUGGAGACCGAGCCGCAGGUGAUCGCCGACCGAGUGUGCAUGCGGACCCAGGGCCCCGACGGCAGGGGCGAGGACGCCAUCAUGGGCGUGCCCAUGAAGACCAUCAACAGCGCCAAGGACAUGGUCGUCAAGGGCCUCGGCAACCUCAGGGCGCAAGGUGUCUAG
This is a messenger RNA of Acanthamoeba castellanii str. Neff, 570 nucleotides long. Its product is annotated as zetacop, subunit of COP-I complex, putative. Gene Ontology annotation, cellular component: COPI vesicle coat. Bases 1 to 570 code for a protein of 189 amino acids. The record is from RefSeq and is a predicted model, not a curated record. Gene Ontology annotation, biological process: intracellular protein transport; retrograde vesicle-mediated transport, Golgi to endoplasmic reticulum; intra-Golgi vesicle-mediated transport. NCBI's taxonomy places the organism in Eukaryota, Discosea, Longamoebia, Acanthamoebidae. The transcript has 6 exons.